UUAUAAUGAGAAUGCUCCAUCUUUCUCAUACUUUGAAGACUUGAGCUAUUUAAUACUUCUUAGCUAAUGUUGAAUGGUAUUUUUUGUAGGGGUUAGAUUCUGUCAUGGACAUGUCAGAAACCUUGUAUGAUCAAAAUCACCCAUGAAAAGCCUUUUCUUUACCUAGAAGAAUAUAAUAUUAUUUUUCAAUGAGCCCAUCAUAGAAGUAUUUCCUCCUGAUUUGGAUCAGAUUGCUGAUUCUUGAGCUGAGAAUCAGAUGAAAUGUUUGGCUUCCUUUUAAGCGCCAGGUUGAAGAGGAUUGUCUUUCAGAGCAUAGAGUGUGCAUAGUUGAUUCUAGUAGUAAGUUAAAUGUACGUGAUAGGACUCCACUUUGAACAUCUUCAGACAUUUGACGUGUGUGUGUGUGUGUGUGUGUGUGUGUGUGUGUGUGAGAGCGUGAUUGUAAUACUGUAGUGAAAACUCUCUAGAUAGGGCAUGCCUGAAGGGCGAGGACUGUGGACUCCAUCGUUGUAGAGAAGCACCAAGGGCAGCCUCUGCUUAUACCCAGCCAUUUGUUGAAGACACGCAGGAAAGCCUGUAAACCUGUAAGUAGUACCUAAAACUAUGCAAGGCACUCUGGAUUGGUGAAUAAGUAUGAGAUAACUCCAGCCCACGUGAUACACUCUGAGAAAUAAAUUUUCUAACGAAGCUAUUAAUUAAAAUUAUACCCAAACUUCUAUUAGCUCAAUUGAUUAUAAACAAAAAUAUCUAAUUUAGGCCUGACCCUUGGGUGGAUUUCUUUUUCUCUCAAUAUUUCGUUACGAAGUUUUAAAGGGAAAUGCUGAAGCAACUUAAAUCCCUCUUUUUGAAAAAAUAGUGGCAUGUGAUUUGUUUUUAGUAUAUGGGUAGUUGGAGAAUAGGUGGAGCUUACUUGCUGAUGCAAAUUGAUAAAACAGAGAUGAAGUCAAAACAUUGACUCAGAGAGUAAAACUUAAAACUUGUAAAAGAAAAACGCAGUCACCUGUGUGAAUGUAUGUUGUGCAUGCAUAUUGCGUUUAGAUAUAUUUAAACGUGAUCUCUGAUGUUCUCGAGAACUGGGAACGACUCAACUUUUGUAGUGUCAGUAAUCACUUACUAAACAUUUAUUUAUAUCCACAGAUUGAACUGUAGGUUAGUAACAUAUGCAUUCAUAUCCCCCCCACCCCCACCCCCCAUGAGUCUGUUGCAACAUUUAUAUCGAGCCGUUCCUGUUUUCAUAUAUACCCUCCUCGUGACCUUUGGGGCCUGAUGUUCUCAACGCGCACUUGAAACUAUGGACGUUGCCCUUCCUCCCAAAGGCCGAAGGAGGGUAAGAGUAGAAGAGGGAUUUGUGGGCCGAACUUCAGUAGGCUGGCGAGGUGUUGCCGAAGCUUUGGGGUUUAGAGUAGGAAAGGUGGGUCGUGCUCUUCCUAAGAAGAAACUCGGCGAUAAAGUGCGGCGGCGGACUUCCCGGUGACGGCGUCUCCAGUAAGUCCGCCCAGUUCAGCUCAUCGGGACUCCUUCGCGCCGCUCGCCAAGUGCUUCCGGGGCACGGCAGGCGUCGCUUCCGCAGCAGCAUGGCGGCCGCGGAGGACGGGCAGCUGGCGGGGGACUGCGAAGGAGAGCGGCUGGAUUUCCUGCGGGACCGGCACGUGCGGUUCUUCCAGCGCUGCCUCCAGGUCUUGCCGGAGCGCUAUUCUUCGCUGGAGACCAGCAGGUUGACAAUUGCAUUUUUUGCGCUCUCUGGGCUGGACAUGUUGGAUUCCUUAGAUGUGGUGAACAAAGAUGAUAUAAUAGAGUGGAUUUACUCCCUGCAGGUCCUUCCCACAGAAGACAGGUCAAACCUAAAUCGCUGUGGUUUCCGAGGCUCUUCAUACCUGGGUAUUCCAUUCAAUCCAUCAAAGAAUCCUGGAACAGCUCAUCCUUAUGACAGUGGCCACAUAGCAAUGACCUACACCGGUCUUUCAUGCUUAGUUAUUCUUGGAGACGAUCUAAGCCGAGUAAAUAAAGAAGCUUGCUUAGCAGGCUUGAGAGCUCUUCAGCUGGAAGAUGGAAGUUUUUGUGCAGUGCCUGAGGGCAGUGAAAAUGACAUGCGAUUUGUAUACUGUGCUUCCUGUAUUUGCUACAUGCUCAACAAUUGGUCUGGCAUGGAUAUGAAAAAAGCCAUCAACUAUAUUAGGAGAAGUAUGUCCUAUGACAAUGGGUUGGCACAGGGAGCUGGACUUGAAUCUCAUGGAGGCUCAACUUUUUGUGGCAUUGCAUCGCUGUGUCUCAUGGGUAAACUAGAAGAAGUUUUUUCAGAAAAAGAAUUGAACAGGAUAAAGAGAUGGUGUAUAAUGAGGCAGCAAAAUGGUUAUCAUGGAAGACCGAACAAGCCUGUAGACACCUGUUAUUCUUUCUGGGUGGGAGCAACUCUAAAGCUUCUGAAAAUUUUCCAAUACACUAAUUUUGAGAAAAAUAGAAAUUACAUCUUAUCAACUCAAGAUCGCCUUGUAGGGGGAUUUGCCAAGUGGCCAGAUAGUCAUCCAGAUGCUUUGCAUGCAUACUUUGGAAUUUGUGGCCUGUCUCUAAUGGAGGAAAGUGGAAUUUGUACAGUUCAUCCUGCCCUGAAUGUAAGCACACGGACUUCUGAACGCCUUCGCGAUCUCCAUCAGAGCUGGGAAAACAAGGACUCUAAACAAUGCUCAGAGAAUGUACACAUCUCCACAUGACUGACUUUAGACUGGGAGGGUGGGGGGAUUUGUAGCAUAACUGUAGCUCACGGUUAAAAGCCAUGUAUAACCAAGUGUGCUCUUUUUUUAAGAGGUAGAGUCUUACAAUCAAAUCUUGUGCUGGUGUCACUUUGGAAUAUGGUCUUGAGCCAGUAUUUGUAAUGGGUUUCAAGAAAAUCUUUGAAGUUUGAACCACAAUGGAUUCUGUUAUGGUUCUUAAAUGUUUGUACUGUAUUUCUAAGAAGUUCUUUGAGGAAAAUUAACUGUGUGUAUGUAGGUUAUCUUUUUUAAAACUUCAGUACAAAUUGUAUCAUAUUAUAAAAGAGAAAUAUUCAAGUUUACAGUUCACAUAGCAUUGAUAAUCUUUGGGUGAACACUUAGUGAUCAUUUUAAAAGCUUGACUGCUGAUGGUAGAAAAGUGCUUUAAGAAUUAAGUAUCUGGGAUUAUUCUUUGAAAACAAUUGAUCCCAUAAUUUUUAAAAAGAAGACGACUUAUUUUGUCUCAUUCAUAAGUGUGUGCCAAUUAAAUUUGUGUGGGAUAUACCAGUAUAAGUGAAAUUAACCUCAUAGCAAGAAUGAAUAGGCUUAACUAAUACAAUAAAUUUCAUAAAGGGAGAUUGUUUUAAGAAGACUAUUAUGUAACUGUGGGAAAAGUAAUUUAAUUGUAUGUGAUAGUGAAUGGAAAAGUUUUGUGUUGUGCAGAUCCUUUAUUUAAAUGUUGCUGGGGUGAAUAACAGUUAUGUUUUACUUUAAUCUCAAAUUAUUAGUUCCUGUUUUUUCUUUUUCUUUAUGGGGAGAAAACAGUAUUAUCUGGAAGAAAAGACAUUUAGUAGUUUUGUUUAUUUUUCUGAGAUAUGUGAUAUCAUGAUUUAUCCUAGUACUUUUAUAACAGUUAUUUUUAGCCACUUGGAUUUUAUUUUUAGUUUGUUGCCCCAUGCUUUAGCUUUUCUAAUUUCAAACUGAUAAUUGCUUAAUUUUUUCAAAUUUAAUAAGCAAAAAUUUAAUUAAAAAAUAGGACCGCUCAAGUAAAUUAAAUGGCUUAGCUCCAUAUGUGGCCAUUUAUGUUUUUAUAUUUUCAGGUAAGUUGGAGGGAAAUGUACUAUUUAGGGGUUGAAGACGAGAGUUUGGUUUUGUUCUUUUUGUUUUGUUUAUUCUAUGAAUUUGCUAAUUGUAAAGGAGGUAGUAUAAAAACUCAUCUGGUCAAUAAUAAGUUAUUCAGUAAAUCACAUCAGUCACUAUUGCUCGAUGACAUUCAAAGAUAUGAAACUAGUACUGAAAUGGAGAAGGAAAACGCUUCACUUAAGGGGCUGGAUUUAAGUUAAAAUUGUGGUGAUAAUAAAUAUUGAAUUAUUUGUUCUCCAAGAAUCAGUAUAAAAACUAAAUUACUAGUAUCGCUGUUUAGGUAUAGUAACAUUUACCAUUUUAUUUUAUUUCCUAAAUUGGAAGGAAAAUAGCCUUAAAUUAUGGUUCUUCCCAAACAAAGGGAAAACUAGUAUAUACUUGAAAAAAAUGAUCAUGUAUUAUUGGUAUGGACAGUUGUAAACUUCAAUUUGCCAGAGUAAAAUUUUUUUUACAUUAGAAAUAAAAUCAAUUUUCUGAUGAUGGAAAAACGUAAGUUUAA
Myotis davidii is the source of this 4329-nucleotide messenger RNA. RefSeq names its product protein geranylgeranyltransferase type I subunit beta (gene PGGT1B). Lineage: Eukaryota; Metazoa; Chordata; Mammalia; Chiroptera; Vespertilionidae. Gene Ontology annotation, cellular component: CAAX-protein geranylgeranyltransferase complex. The record is from RefSeq and is a predicted model, not a curated record. Gene Ontology annotation, biological process: protein geranylgeranylation. Gene Ontology annotation, molecular function: CAAX-protein geranylgeranyltransferase activity. Bases 1575 to 2708 code for a protein of 377 amino acids. The transcript is spliced from 9 exons.